Messenger RNA from Didymella exigua CBS 183.55, 664 nucleotides. RefSeq lists its product as uncharacterized. Lineage: Eukaryota; Fungi; Ascomycota; Dothideomycetes; Pleosporales; Didymellaceae. The record is from RefSeq and is a predicted model, not a curated record. Bases 80 to 412 code for a protein of 110 amino acids. The transcript has a single exon.
GGCAUCCGCUCCAAACCUGGAGUCCGUGGCCAGCAGACAGACACACCCAGGUGCCACCGAGGCAAAGAGCUCAUCCAACAUGGCCUGCAUUUCACCAGAAUACAACGCACACACUAUGCAUACACGGACUGCGACUGCUCCUGCAUCGGUCAACUCCCGCUUCGAGUCUCUACCGCGCGAACUCCGCGAUAUCGUAUACCAUGAGCUAUGGAGAUUCACACCCAAGGUCAGCGCUAAGUACAAGGGCAUAGACAUGCAGCUACUACUCCGAUCAAACGCAACGGAUCAAGCUUCAAGCCGACCAGCCUCUCAAGCCUUACCCCUACCCGUCUGGCUGCGCACACGCAAGUCGAUCCUUCACGAAGGACUGGCGGAGUUACAGCACUCGUCUUCGUGGACCGUGGGACCGUGAGACCGCAGCACGCAGAACAGCUACCAAGCCGAUUCCCGACAACAGGGAUGAGCAUCUUGGAUCCUACCGCGGCUGGCGUACUGACCAUCUGGACGAACGGCGUGCGAUGGAGGAGUCCAGGCGCCACGUUCACUCUCGACGAGGACCUCGACAUACAAUACAUCGCUGUGCUCGCGCGGCGCUUAGAUGUCUCCAACACAGUCCAUACUCUCCGACUGAAAACUGAGCUACGGCUAUGUUGAGUUACUUGCU